GAUCCACGUCCCCGUUUGGACCCUCAGAGCCUCCAGAGCGGGUCAAACCAAGAAAAGAACAGUCUCAGUUCUUUAAGGGGAACUUUCUUUAUUAUUUUUUCUCAACUCCAAACUGACGACUGACUGCACAUGAACGCGUCCACACUCUUACAUGCACUCUCUCACAUGCACACUCACUCCCCUCCUCUGCUGCACCACAAAGAGGUGAGACACAUCGGUUUAAACACACAAUCCCACAACCCAUGUGAGCAAAGACAACCUGUCCAUAUAAGGAGAAUGCUCACUUCCUUCCUUCUCUCUCUCCACUUGACUCAUGUCAGAGCUAAAGGUUUUUUUGUACUGCUGCUAAUAAGAAGUCAGUGACUGAAGUCAGACGUGGCUGUCUGCUGUCAUUUGUUCAAAUUUUUCCAGUGCAGGAGGACAAAAGGUAGAAACCUGCGCUGAAGAAUUACACCUGCUAACAGACCCCCUUCCCCGGACCGCUCCACCUGCUCCGGUACUUCACCUGGAUUCCUCCGCCGCGGCGGGAAACGUGUGGAUUCGGAGCGGGAGACUUCAGGGAAGAGCCCGGGAACAUGGAGAGGCGCGUGCGUGCGCUGGCGCUGCUGGCGGCUCUCCUCUGUGUGGGUCAGAGUCAGGCCCGGAUCGUCAAAGUGCCUCCUGGUCCGUUGGUCAGAGUGGAAGGUGAGCCGGUCUCCAUCAGGUGUGAUGUCACGCAAUACGAUGGACCUCGUGAGCAGGAGUUCGUCUGGAUCAUGUCCAAAGAGGAUAAACGUCGGAUCAACAUCAUCUCCACCAUGGAGAGCGACUUCACGGACGCCGCUCUCAGAAGCCGCGUGGCGUCCAGCGACAUCACGAUACAGCGGCUGCAGGAUAACGCGGUGGAGCUGAGGGUCAAAGCGGUGACGGCGCAGGACUCUGGGACCUACUGGUGCAGGACGCCCAGCACAGACUCAGUGACCUCCGGGAACUACGAGGCUCAGGUGAUCCUGACAGUCAUCCCCAAGUCCCUGAAGGUCUCUCCUCAAGCCCCGCCUCCAGUGGUUCCAGAGGGAGGUGACCUGGUCCUGGCCUGCAACGUCACCCGGGACCUGACCCACUCCACCUACCUGUCCGUCAGCUGGUCUGUGAAGAAGGCCGCCUCCCCCGAGGAGCUCCUCACCUUUGGUCCUGGGGAGGGAGUGACGGUGGGAGUGGGCGUGGCUCAGAGAUUCUUGGACGGGGGCAUACGCUUACUUCCUGGCAGGAACGGCGUCUUUCAGCUGGUCAUCUCCAGAGCGAUGGCGUCUGACAGCGGCGUGUACGGAUGCACCGGCACCGAGUGGACCAGCGAGAACAGGAAGUGGGUCCAAAUCGUGCAGAGCGUGACUGAGAUGGGGCGGGUCACGGUCACCCCCACAGAUGUUUGGACCCCUCCACUGACCAACACGUCUGUCCGUGACGUUCAGGACCGCAGAGGUCAGGCGGCCGUCAUCUACCACGGCGUCCUGGUGGGGGUCCUGGUCCUGUCUCUGGUUGCAGGAUUACUUGUUUCCUCUGUGAAGAAGGUCAGCAGACACCUGGAGGGAGCAGCAGCUUCCACCGCCAGCAGCCCCCAGAUGCUGCAGACUGAAGCUGCUUCCUUUAGGGGGCGCCGCAGAGAACCAUCUACCUCCAUCUAAUCGUCUCCUCCACAUCCUCCGUCUUCCACCCCUCACAAUAUGUGUGAUGUUUCCUCUGCUGAUUCAUUUCCUUCAGUGUCCAUACGUGUCGGUAUCCUAAGAAUCCUACCAACAACCACUGCAUACCAUCGUCUAAACAUCAUCUGUUCCACUUCCAGAUCUACAUUUUCAGACUGAAUGGUCUGAUCAGUGGUCCAACUUCCUGGAUCUGAUGUAGACAUUUGAAUAUAUCCACCGUUUCUGCAGGAAGAACUGUUUGUCUGUUGAGGUUCUGUUGUACAACUGGAUUAAACUGUUGGAUCACAACGG
Molecule: messenger RNA, 1970 nt
Organism: Oryzias latipes (Japanese medaka)
Lineage: Eukaryota; Metazoa; Chordata; Actinopteri; Beloniformes; Adrianichthyidae
Product: immunoglobulin superfamily member 8
Cellular component (GO): membrane
Source: RefSeq, a predicted model, not a curated record